Messenger RNA from Pocillopora meandrina, 6047 nucleotides. The record is from the annotation of a GenBank genome assembly. Lineage: Eukaryota; Metazoa; Cnidaria; Anthozoa; Scleractinia; Pocilloporidae.
AUGCACGAUGCCGGGUGCGACGACUUGGGAGUGUCUGGGGUGUGUCUCGACCCAGCUUCCUCUCGCCAAAAUAACUUGAUGGUUGUACUUUGAAGUUGCGUGACACAAUACGAAACAUUUAACUUGGGUGAUUUCGAUCCCCAGACUAACUUCCUCUACUUUCGUUGACGUGCGAAGUUUGAUAACGAAAAAUUCAUAUUUCAUUUGUACCAUAUGCUGUAGAUAUAAGGAUCACAUGCUGAUUUUAUGGAAAGAACGAUCGGAGCAGUUUUUGUCCUUGUCAUGUGAUUCUAUUGUGACAGACAAGUCACGCCUAGUACCCACAGUUCCCCUCGCCCUCCUUAGUGUCUAGUACCAGUAUUUGUGCAAUCGUGUUUCGUGGCGCAUUUGGUUCGAUUAUUAACGUCUUUAUUCGAAGUGGACUUGAACUCAAGCGCGAUGGUGGGUAUACAAAAAUUUAAAUACCCUACGCACUCUUUUCAUCUUUGCUCCAACUAAUUAGGCCUUAACUGGCCGUAGUUUUACCAUAAUCCGACAGUUUGACUUAUGCUUAAGACUGGGAAUUUUUUCGGAUGUUCAGCCCGGCCCCUGUGACUAGAAUAUAUAACUUCUUAACUCUGGACUUUGCUUCUUACUUCGUUCCCUCAAGGUUAAAUGUAUUUUCUAAAAAUUAAGCACUUUACUUAAAGCUCUGAGGUUUAAUUACUGAAUAAUCUACCACAUGGCCUUCUUUCUGAUUCAUUGACCACGUAGUUUGCAUUUCGCAAGUUCUGAAAUAUAAUUUGCAUGGGACAAACUUACCCUUGCGUUUAGGACAAAUUUUCGAUGUUAGACAAGCUUAUUUAUAUUAACUACUAGCAACUACAUUUUUACUGGGUGAAAAGAACAGAGUCGUAUUUUUAAUAGAAUUACCAGAAUGGGGUCGCACGUUUUUGGGGAUUUUGGGGGUAAGCAAAUUGUGUUUUAAAAGUAAGAAUUUAAAAAUGGGAAGAUCUUGGAGGGGUGGGGUGAUACUGUGUUUUGGAUCCCUCUCUCCAAGAGGAUGGUUGGAUCAGUUCUUUCCUUUUCCCAUCUACUGCUACAUUUCUCCCCUUUGGACUGUGAGUUUAGAGAGACCACUGAAAAAAAAUCUUGGCAAAUGUUCGUGGUUCAAACUCCUGUUGGACACAGGAAUGAGAAAGGUCCAAAACUUAAGUGGUUUUUUGUAAAGGUUGGCAUGUUUUUCAGUUUAUGCAUGCUUAGUGUUAAACAAAUUGAUAUCAUAUUUAAAUGAAUUUUUCCUGUUGAAACAAGGGAAAUUAUGUCAAAAUUGUACUAUUGAUAAAGUGAAAUCACAACAUUUUAUCUCUGUCUGUCUUCUCAAAAUCACAGGCGAGUGCAAGAGCCAAAAUUUGUGAGAAGUCCACAAAAUAAUUUUAUGAGAUUGAUAAUUUUUAGGAGAAUGCAAUCAAGAACCAGAGAAAUUUGCACAAUUACUUUUAUUUUUUAGGAGAAAGAAGCUUUGUGUAUUUGUAUCACUGGUGCUGCUGGACAGAUUGCUUAUUCCCUUCUUUAUUCCAUUUGCAAAGGAGAUGUGUUUGGAACACAGCAGGUAAGAAUAAAGGAUAUCACUAACUAGAUCAGUGUUAGGCUUUAGAAAAUGAAUCCAAUUUUUAAACAAAAUGAGCCAAUAGAAGUCACUUGUUGUGGUUCCUCAACAUUUCUUCAAUGUUUUUGGUGUCUUCAGACCAUAAAUAAUGGAUGUAUUCUUUUCCUCAGCCACUGAUUGUGCACUUAUUGGAUAUUGUUCCUAUGAUGCCUGUCUUGGAAGGCGUAGUGAUGGAAUUACAGGACUGUGCCUUUCCAUUGUUGCAAAGUAAGAAUCCUUUAACCCUUUAACUCCCAUGAGUGACCAAGACAGAAUUUCUCCUUACAAUAUCAAUACAAUAUUAACCAGCUAAGUAAUGAGAAUAGAGAAAAAUAUAGAUUUAGGGGAAAUUAGUUGAUCCAAUACUAAAUUCUCUUAACUAACACUAUAAGAAUUGUAUGGUUGGAAGUAAGGAGAAUUACAAAUUUGAUGUAGGAGUUAAAGGGUUAUAACAAGAGAAACUCUCAAUCUUGUAAAAUAAUAGUCUAUUAGACUUUGACUUGGAGAUGAAGCAAUACUCAGUUUACCAUCCAGCUCCCUGAAUGAAUGUUUGUUAUUCUAUAUUUCAAGGGUGCUUAGGGUUAGGCUGUGCAAAAACUUCUGAUGCACUGAGACAUUCUCUCUGCAAAUUUUCUUGAAUUUUCAUUUGAAAUUAAAGAAGAUUUUGAUGUUGCAGGAAAAGUCACCUUGGACUUAAUUCUUUACAGUCCUUUGUGUAUUUAAUAGAGUUGUGGAUAUACAAAAUAGAGUCACAUUCCAGCACACCUAUGUCAGGUUAACCCUUUACACCCUAAGAUCAGUAGACAUAUUCUCCAUACUGUUCUCUAUAAAUUUCCUAAGGUGCUGACAAGAAGAAUUUGCUUAAUAAUCAAGAGCUCUUGUACUUGUUGAUCAUUUCCAUUACUCUCGUAACCUUAAUGUAUGAUUUAAGGAUGAUAUUGUAAGGAGAAAUUAGAUGCUAGUCACUCUAAGGGGUGAAAGGGUUAACAAUGAUAUCUGCUAUACAAGGAACAUAACAUGUACAUUGUAUCCUCUAUUUAUCUCUGUCAGACAUAAUUGCGACAUCCGAGCCAAGUGUGGCAUUUGCCAACAUUGAUGUGGCCAUUCUUGUUGGAGCCAUGCCGCGAAAACAAGGAAUGGAGAGAAAAGAUCUUCUGAAAGCCAAUGCUAAGAUCUUUGUUGCACAGGGAAAGGCUCUGAAUGAUUACGCCAAGAAAACUGUCAAGGUACUAUGCUGGUGAAAGCAACCAUUCUAUUGUUGUUGUUCAUCAUUUUACUACAAUUCAUGGUUAUAAGCCCCCAACCCAAAUCCUCCACUACUUGGUUUUCCCUUUCACUUCAAAGAUUUUUUUUUUGUUUUCAUAGCUUGAUAUUGAAUUGAUAUUGUGAGAAGACGUUCUGUGUUGGUCACUCAUGGGAGAUGAAGCGUUAACUGAGAUCAAAGUCUUCUCCUAAUUCUGGGCUUAUUAAAACCAAACUGGCUUUACUUGAAUCCUCAAGUCUUAAUUGUAAUGGUACUUAGUAUUCACAUCAAUAAAAAAAUUUAUUGAGACCAUGCUUUUUACAGGACAGUUUCUUCUAGGAACAAACUAAAUGAAGCCCUCUGAAAACAUUUGUGAAUGAUAUAGAUAUUUUGAUGGUGCUUAAUAACUCCUUGUUAAUGGAUUUAAUUUCACAGGUUUUGGUUGUUGGAAACCCAGCAAACACAAACUGCAUGAUGGCCAAGAUGAAUGCUCCGUCCAUUCCUCCUGAAAAUUUUACAUGCUUGACGCGACUGGAUAUGAACAGAGCGAGGGCACAGGUAAACGAGAUAGGCAAUCAGUAAGAGAGUAAUUUAUCCUGAAUCACUUGGUUUGUAAGUCAGAUGGAGGCACAACUUUUGUAUUCGCUCCAUGCUGAUCUUGGCCAUAUCAGGGUUUUUACACUCUUGAAGUUUUGAAAAAGAGCUGGAAUGAGUUUGGAACAUAAAAUCCUAACUUAUUAAGAUAAGAAAUAGUGAAGAAUUGUUUUCCAAGCUGCAACCAGUGCUGAUUUCUGAGUGAUAUCUUUAUAAGGUAACUGAAUUCAAUGAGAGUACCCUUCACCAAACAUAUUUUAGGCAAUAUUAGAGACUUUUCAAUUAUUAUGAAAGCCUUGAAAAAUCUUUGACAAUAGAAACUAAUUAACAUGGCCUUUAUGCCAUAUGUUGCUAAGUUUUGGAGCAUGUACCUCAAAUUCCAAACUUCUGAGUUAUCCAACUUGACAAAGAAAGCAAAUACUUCCUCUCCUAUUCCUCUAACAAAUGAUUAAUAUUUUAUUACAAGAAAAAUUUUAUUGGCCUUUGCAGAUUGCAAUGAGAGUGGGCACUCAAGUUGAAGAUGUAAAAAACAUCAUUAUCUGGGGAAAUCACUCUUCCACUCAGUACCCAGAUGUCAAUCAUGGGACUGUUAAUAUGCCACAGGGAUGCAUAUCAAUCAGGGAGGCUGUCAGUGAUGACAGUUUUUUGAAUGGGGAAUUUAUUACAGUAAGUUCCUUGAUAUUGUGGGCUGGUACAUUCAUUUGUUGUUUUGGGGUGUGGUGUGGUGCUAGGUAGACUAAUUUAUUUUCAGGACAACUUGGUUUUAUCAACUGAGUUGCUAUUGUAAAAUUGGCCAGGGUAAAGAGUUUAUAAAGUUGACAUUUUAAGGAUUAGUCCUUCUUCAGAGCAACAGGCUUACAACAAAGGGCUCUGAUGAAGGGCUGAUGCUUGAAACCUCAGCUUUAGAAUCUCUCUGCAGUGGCCAAUUUACAAUUAUUUAUCAACUCAUUUGGUAAAGUAGCUGUCAUGCUGCGCAAAAUGAAGCUUGCUUGUGCAACUAAAUGUAAUUACUCAAAGUUAGUAGCUGUAUUAAACAGAAGUUUACGUCAUUACUCCUGCAUAUUUGUGCCACUGAUUGGGAGAAAUACUAAAAUGGAUUCUCUCUUCAGAAAGUGCAAAAGCGUGGUGCUGCUAUCAUUGCUGCUCGUAAGUUAUCCAGCGCCAUGUCAGCUGCCAAGGCAAUAUGUGAUCACAUGAGAAACUGGUGGUUUGGAACAGCUGAGGUAACUUUUAUAUCAGGGAUCAUAGGAUCCUCUCUCAUAAUGAUUUAACAACUAUUCUCCAAAGUGGAGGUGGCUGGUGAUGGAUAUUGAUUGAGCUGCAAAGGGGGAGGUAACUAUCAAUUGUUAACCACCAACACUGAGGUGAAAUGUUGUAUAAGUAUGUGCAGAAAAAGUGACAGAUCAUAUUGCACAAAAAUAUGAUUUUAAUUCAGUUAUUCUUGCAACCAUUACCAUAUUUUUGGGCACAAAUCCAGCAUGAGUUUUUUAGGGGUGAGUAAUAUAGGAUAGGGGGAGUUUGAAUAGCCAAUCAAAACACACCGUCAGUGUCAUCCUCUGUUUUUGUGUAGACUACUUCUAAAUCCCCUGGAGUGACUGAGUCAGUCAAGUGUGAAGUUCACAUCAAAUCUUGAAUAUUGAAAACAAAACUUGGAUGUUGAACAUUAAACUUGAAUUUUGGCCAGGAUUGAAUGCCAUAAUAAUUGGGCAACAGUAACAUACAAUCUAAAGGGGGGUCAACUGUAAAUGGGAGAGUAAGAUUUUUCCCUUGUCGAUAGAAACAAUUUCAUUUGCAUGUCAGCAGUCCUUUACUUGUAUUUGAUUUGAUUUUGUUAAGCUCUUGUAACAUUUCUUUACAGGGGGAGUUUGUUUCCAUGGGCGUGGUGUCAGAUGGUUCUUAUGGAAUUCCAAAAGAUAUUGUGUACUCAUUCCCAGUGAGAAUUUCCCCAGACCAUAAAUAUGAAAUAGUGAAGGGUCUGGCCAUUAGUGACUUCUCGCGUGAAAAAAUGGAUGCCACCGCUGAAGAGCUUUUGCAGGAGAAAGAGAGCUGUCAGUCGUUUCUUGAAUGACUAGCAGCACCAUCUCAGUUAUGACUUCUAUGUAACUUAAAGUACUGUAAUCACUGAAAUGAGUACCCUCCCUUAAGAUUUCUUGCUUCUUCCCCGAAACUAAAAUACUUGCAUUGUUAUUCAUUUGGGCUAACUAAUUUUGUGGUAUUAAAAGUAAAUUGUACCUUAACGCAAUUGUUAGUGUCUGUUGAACAAUGUAAGUUUUCCAACCCGAAGAAAUGUUUACUUUCAAUGGUGUUUAUCAUAGCUUGCCAACAGUUAGAAGAAAAGGAAUGAUUUUUAUUUUAGUUCCCAUCAAUAAUCUUCAGUGAGUUCCGUUGUCUAAUAUUUUCUCUUCUCUAUAAGGUUCUUGCCUCUCUGGUUUGAGCAUUUAUGUUUACUUGACUGUGUAAUGUUUUCCAGUUUGGGCUGAAGUCAGUCAAGUGCUGUGUGGCAUUUUGCCAAAGAUACAACUUGCAUGGGUGGUGUGUGAUAUUGUUGAGUUUUGCUGACACUUAAUAAAGUCAAAACUUCAA